This is a messenger RNA of Habropoda laboriosa, 570 nucleotides long. RefSeq lists its product as uncharacterized. The record is from RefSeq and is a predicted model, not a curated record. Lineage: Eukaryota; Metazoa; Arthropoda; Insecta; Hymenoptera; Apidae.
AUGAAAGUUCGACACCGGAGGGGUUGUUCGGGGCUGGCCAGUCGGUCUACAAAAGACCAACCCCUAAAAAUUGGGCCAACGUCCGUACACUCAAAAUGGUGGAUGUACACAAAAGAAGUGACGUUCAAAACGACUCUGCAAUCUUUCCACGGCAAUGGCCGAUUGCAACCUAACCCCGUCAGAACGAACGGUUCGUAUCGUUUUUUUCAAUCACGAGAUAAUCGCGUGUUGAUGAAGUAUGGAACCGAACGAUUGCACCAGAAUCGUCCGCCCGCUACUGUCACUAAUUCCUCAAUGUUCUUUUCUGCGGGGUCUAAUGCCAGCUGGAGGCUAUGCGGCUGCCAAAGCCAGGAUAUAAUGCGCGGAAGAGCAGGGGGAGGACGGUGGCGGAGGGUGGAAAACGAAGGAAGCCGCGUAGCACACGCAGAGAGAGAGAGAGAGAGGCCGGCGGCCGAAGAGAAAUUUUACAGCGCGACAAUCCACAAGGUACGAGAAAAUAAUUGCAAGUUCCGUCAGCGACGAGCUGCGAGGGUGGUUCUGGGAGGCGGAAGGGGGAGUGCAGGGUGGUAG